AUUCUUCCUCUUAACAUCUCCUUGCUUCAGCUGUGCAAAUUCACAGCCACCGAAGCAGGAGAGAAAGAAAACCCUAACAACACAAACCAAACACACCGUUUUAUUCCAUUGUCGGUACCGUCAUUAUGCCUUCACUUCCAAUCACUAACGACACCGUUUCAACCGAAAGCCCUAAGCAAAAAUCAAUGAAGAAGGAGAAGAAGAAGGAGAAGCUUCUAAACGACGCUGUUUUGGAGAACAGCGAAGUUUCGAAGAAGAGUUCGAAGAAGAGGAAGAAAGGUUCAGAUGAAGAAGUUGAAGAGGAAGUGAAGAGUGAAACUAGCUCUGAAGAUGGAUCUUCUAGAGUGAAAGUGAAGAAAGAUAAGAAGAAGAAGAAAGCCAAGGUUGAAGAUGAUGACGAUGAAGAGGAGGUUGCUGUGGUGAAGAAAGAUGACCCGAAUGCGGUUACGAAUUUUAGAAUUUCGGAGCCGUUGAAGAUGAAGUUGAAGGAGAAGGGAAUUGAGGCUUUGUUUCCGAUUCAAGCUAUGACUUUUAAUACCAUUCUUGAUGGUUCUGAUUUGGUUGGUCGUGCUCGUACUGGUCAGGGUAAAACUCUGGCGUUUGUGUUGCCCAUAUUAGAGUCAUUGACAAAUGGUCCGGCUAAAUCCGUUAGAAAGACUGGCUAUGGGAGAGUCCCAAGUGUCCUUGUGCUUUUACCUACCAGGGAAUUGGCCAAUCAGGUGUAUGCUGACUUUGAAGUAUAUGGUUCUUCACUGGGAUUGGUCGCUUGUGCUGUAUAUGGUGGAGCUCCAUAUGGUGCGCAAGAGAGUAAGCUCAGGAGAGGUGUUGAUAUAGUUAUUGGAACACCGGGUCGUGUAAAGGAUCAUAUAGAGAGGGGCAAUAUUGACCUGAGCCACCUGAAGUUCCGUGUCCUUGAUGAGGCAGAUGAAAUGUUGAGGAUGGGUUUUGUUGAUGAUGUUGAACUCAUUCUAGGUAAGGUACAAGAUGUUACUAAAGUUCAGACACUUCUUUUCAGUGCUACUUUGCCAAGCUGGGUUAAGCAAAUUUCUUCAAAAUUUCUGAAAGCAGAUAAGCAAACUGCUGAUCUUGUUGGGAAUGAGAAAAUGAAGGCUAGUACCAAUGUUAGGCACAUUAUCCUUCCAUGUAAUAGUACUGCAAGGGCACAACUUAUCCCUGAUAUUAUUCGCUGUUAUAGCAGUGGAGGCCGGACAAUUAUAUUUACAGAGAAAAAAGAGUCUGCUUCUGAGCUUGCUGGAAUGUUGCCUGGUGCAAGAGCUCUCCAUGGUGACAUUCAGCAAUCACAACGUGAGAUUACAUUGAAAGGUUUUAGGUCUGGGAAAUUCAUGACAUUGGUGGCCACAAAUGUGGCCGCUAGGGGUCUUGACAUUAAUGAUGUUCAGUUGAUUAUUCAGUGUGAACCUCCACGAGAUGUAGAAGCUUAUAUUCAUCGAUCUGGGAGAACAGGAAGAGCUGGCAAUACUGGAGUCGCUGUGAUGCUUUAUGAUCCCAGAAGGUCGAAUAUAUCUAAAAUAGAAAGAGAAGCAGGUGUCAAAUUUGAACAUGUAUCUGCUCCUCAGCCUGAUGAAAUUGCCAAAGCUGUUGGUGGUGAAGCUGCUGAAAUGAUUACUGAAGUGUCUGAUAGUGUUGUUCCGGCUUUCAAAUCUGCUGCUGAGGAUCUUUUGAAUAAUUCUGGUCUUUCAGCUGUCGAAUUACUUGCAAAAGCUCUUGCUAAAUGUGUUGGUUAUACUGAGAUAAAGAAAAGAUCACUUCUUACUUCAAUGGAGAAUUAUGUUACAUUACUUCUUGAAGGAGGAAAACCUAUGUUCACUCCAUCCUUUGCAUUUGGAACACUGAGGAGAUUCAUUCCUGAGGAUAAGGUUGAUGCAGUGCAAGGCCUCGCUCUCACUGCAGAUGGGCAGGGUGCUGUUUUUGAUGUACCGGCCAAGGACUUGGAUAUUUAUCUUAAUGGUCAGAAGAAUGCGGUUAAUGUAACCCUAAAGGUUGUUAAAGAAUUGCCAAGUUUGCAACAAAGAGAGGAAUCUGGAGGGAGAAGAUUCGGUGGUGGUGGUCGUGGAUUUUCUGGUGGAAGAGGUGGUGGAUAUAGAUUUGGUGGGAGAGGUGGUGGUGGAAGAAGUUUUGGAGGCAGAGGGGGAGGAAGGAAAUGGUAAAAGAGAUCAGUUACACAAGAAUGCUGAAAUAAGAGCUUUUUCAGUCACGUUUGACCUCCAAUUAAGUUUAGUGCUCUACCUUGUUCCACCCCCUUACAAUUUUGAUGGAUGUCUGAACCCUAUACCCGAGUGUCUAUUUUUUCGCUCUAUGAUUUAGCAUUUAUGUUAUAUCAAUUUUAAUUUUUACAGGAAAUUGUAAGAAUUAGGUUGCUAUGUUCUUUUAAGAAAAUGAUUUUGUGUAUUGUUGACAAUGACAAUUGACAAUGGAAAAUAUAUUUAUUAUGUAUGUUUUGCUGAA
Molecule: messenger RNA, 2466 nt
Organism: Cicer arietinum (chickpea)
Lineage: Eukaryota; Viridiplantae; Streptophyta; Magnoliopsida; Fabales; Fabaceae
Product: DEAD-box ATP-dependent RNA helicase 7-like
Molecular function (GO): RNA helicase activity; ATP binding; RNA binding
Source: RefSeq, a predicted model, not a curated record